Hyla sarda is the source of this 3695-nucleotide messenger RNA. RefSeq names its product autophagy related 9A (gene ATG9A). Lineage: Eukaryota; Metazoa; Chordata; Amphibia; Anura; Hylidae. Gene Ontology annotation, cellular component: phagophore assembly site; autophagosome. The record is from RefSeq and is a predicted model, not a curated record. The transcript has 17 exons. Bases 375 to 2855 code for a protein of 826 amino acids. Gene Ontology annotation, biological process: autophagy of mitochondrion; protein localization to phagophore assembly site.
CCCUAAUACUCCCCUGUGAUUGGCUGGCUGGUCCGCUCAGUCGUUUGGAGUGACAGGGACAGGCCAGGCUGUUGUGGCUAAAGGAGCGGCCGGGGGAGACAAUCGGGGGCCAUAGAGGCGCCCACCUCACGGCCCUGAUAUGUCAUCAGCCGUGGAGGAGAGCUAACACACAGCACAGACAUUGGGGACCCCGGGGGCCACACAGGAGUCUGCAGUACAGAGAUGUGAAUCAGACGUCUUAUGAAGAUUUGUCACAGUAUUGUAUCUGAGGAAAUGAUACUUGAAAAUGUGACCGUUUCGUGGAGCCCGGAACCAGUGUCUUUAUCACAUACUUCAUUUUGAAGGCUGAGAGCUUCAUGUGAAACUGCGGGGAAAUGGCGGUAUUUGAUACACCCUACCAGAGGCUGGAGGCCUCGUACACAGACUCGCCUAUGGGGGAGGAUGACCUCUUGGUGCAUGUACCGGAGGGGAGUAAAUCUCCAUGGAAUCACAUUGAGAACCUGGAUCUCUUCUUUUCCAGAGUCUACAACCUUCACCAGAAGAACGGCUUCACCUGCAUGCUAAUGGGGGAGAUGUUCGAGUUGUUGCAGUUCAUCUUUGUCGUAAGUUUCACCACCUUCCUGGUGAGUUGCGUGGAUUAUGACAUCCUGUUCGCAAACAAGAUGGUGAAUCACAGUCAGAGCGAAAACAACAAAGUGACGCUGCCAGAUGCCUUCCUGCCCCCGGGAGUCUGCAGGGACCGCAUUCAGGAGAACUGGUUCCUCAUGGUCCUUCUGGUCAUUGCCGGCGUCUUCUGGAUCCACAGACUCAUCAAGUUUAUUUACAAUGUCUGCUGCUACUGGGAGAUCUACAACUUCUACAUCCAAGCCCUGCGGAUCCCUAUGGCCGAUCUGCCCUAUUACACCUGGGAGGAAAUCCAGAGCAGAAUCGUCCAGAUCCAGAAGGAGCACCAGAUCUGCAUCCACAAGAAGGAGCUGUCGGAAUUGGACGUGUCUCACCGGAUCUUACGCUUCAAAAACUACAUGGUGGCCAUGAUCAACAAGAACCUUCUGCCCCUUCAGCACCGGCUUCCUUUCCUGGGCGACACCGUCUUCUACACCCGUGGUCUCAAGUACAACUUCCAGCUCAUUUUCUUCUGGGGUCCCGGAUGCCUCUUCCAGAACGAGUGGAGCUUAAAGCCCGAGUACAAGCGUGCCGGAGUGCGCCUGGAGCUGGCGGACAAGCUGUCCCAGCGCAUCCUCUGGAUAGGACUCGCCAACCUGGUGCUGUGCCCGCUCGUCCUGGUAUGGCAGAUCCUCUACGCCUUCUUCAGCUACACGGAGAUUCUACGCCGAGAACCUGGGAGCCUCGGAGCCAGGUGCUGGUCGCUGUACGGGCGCUGCUACCUCCGCCACUUCAACGAGCUGGAUCACCAGCUGCAGGCCAGGCUGAGCCGAGCGUACAAGCCAGCCAGCAAAUACAUGAACUGCUUCCUCUCCCCGCUCCUGGCCGUGGCUGCUAAACAUUUAGGAUUCCUGGCGGGAUCCAUCUUGGCCGUGCUGAUAGCGCUCACUGUAUACGAUGAAGACGUGCUGGCGGUGGAGCAUGUGCUGAGCGCUGUUACCCUCCUGGGAGUGGUGGUGACUGUCUGCAGGUCGUUUAUUCCUGAUCAGCACUUGGUCUUCUGUCCGGAGCAGCUCCUACGGGUCAUCCUGGCUCAUAUUCACUACAUGCCCGACCACUGGCAGCGCAGUGCUCAUCGGGCGGAGACUCGGGGAGAAUUUGCACAACUAUUUCAAUACAAGGCGGUUUUUAUUCUGGAGGAGCUCCUGAGUCCACUACUGACGCCUCUCGUACUGAUAUUCCGGCUGCGUCCAAAGUCCUUGGAGAUCAUUGACUUUUUCCGAAACUUCACAGUCGAAGUGGUGGGAGUCGGGGACACCUGUUCGUUUGCACAAAUGGACGUCCGCCAACACGGCAAUCCUGCGUGGAUGUCUGCUGGCAAGACCGAGGCCUCAGUUUACCAGCAGGCAGAGGAUGGUAAGACCGAGCUGUCCCUUAUGCACUUCGCCAUCACGAAUCCCCGCUGGCAGCCUCCUAGAGAAUGUUCUGCGUUCCUGACACAUCUACGAGAGCGAGUACAGAAAGACAGCGGAGGCACAACACCAAAGAACCCCCCUGGACUGGGGCACCCCCUGCACUGGUCUGGGCUGUCACUGCAGUCUGACUCUGAGCCCCACAGUCUGAUGGCGAACGUGUUUCAAGGGAUGUCACCUUCGGGGAUGCCGCCUCACACGGACGCUCUCUGUUCUCCACACGUCUCUGCUGUAUCGGAGGUGGCGUCGGCUCUGCGUUCCCUGUCACCGCAGCAGUCCUGUCACGUGAGCCAGAAUCCGAGUGGCCUUGAAUACAGAAAUGGCAGCUUUGGGAGCAGUUUGUGGGAGGGUCCUAUGACCAGCGGACCCCUGUCUGAAUACGCUUCUAUGGAGAUGAGCCUGCACGCGCUGUACAUGCACGAAUUACAUCAGCAGCACACACGAAUGGCGCCGGGCCGACAUAUAUGGCACAGGCAGGAUAGCGAUGAGAGCGGAGAGAGUGUUUCGGGGGACGGACAGACCAACACUACAUCCAACAUACCCACCUCCGCCAGCUGCCCAUCACCAUCCACGCUGCUGCGGGAGGAUCGGAUGCCGCCAAUCAGUGCACAUAGGUUCAGUGCCAGCACAGACUUUGGAACAAUCCAGAGAACCACAUCUAACUUAGCCCGGCAGCCCAUGGGCGGGUGGAGUGAAGAUUCUCAAAGUACCCAUCACCCAGAAACUGUGCCAGAGGAAGGCUCUGAAGAUGAGCUCCCACCCCAGAUGCAGAAGGUAUAAUUUUUCUCCUCCAUCAUCUUACGGAAUGACCUUCCUGUAGCCCUCCCCUCCCGCCGGAAUCUCUUGGGAGAGUGAACCUGUCCAUGGUCCGUGUGUACGUGAGUCCGGCUCUGUAUUCCCGUCAGUGUCUGUAAAUACCUUUUUGUAUAUAUGAAUAUUAUGGUCUUGCCUACACGUUCAUGAAUACUGGACUGGAUUUGCACUGGAUGAUCCGAUUUUGUGCGCGUGGCUUUGAACCCGGAGAUGCAGCGAUCCGUCCGCGUUGCACAAAUGAUACUGCCGAUUCCUCGUUGUAGACUUUUUUUUUUUUUUUUUCCUGUGUCUGACAUCAUCUGACAUUAAGGGAAUAUAAUGGAAUUCUGCAUUAAAGAAGAGUAUUUUGUUAUAAGACUAUAAAGGGAAUGUAUACCUUUUGCAAACAUAUUUUAUCGUCCCAACGCAUUUAGAAAAUUAAAGGGGAACUCCGGUGGAAAUUUUUUUUUUUUUAAAUAAACUGGUGCCAGAAAGUUAAACAGACUUGUAAAUUACUUCUAUUAAAAAAUCUUAACCCUUCCAGUACUUAGUGGCUGCUGAAUACUACAGUGGAAAUUCUUUUCCAUUUGAAACACAGAGCUCUCUGCUGACAUCAUGAGCACAGUGCUCUCUGCUGACAUCUCUGUCCAUUUUAGGAACUGUCCAGGGUAAAAGGAAAUCCCCAUAGCAAACAUAUGCUGUUCUUGACAGUUCAUAAAAUGGACAGAGAUGUCAGCAGAGAGCACUGUGCUUGUGAUGUCAGCAGAGAGCUCUGUGUUUCAAAAAGAAAACAGCUAAUAGGUACAGGAAGGAUAAAAAAAAAUGUAA